Messenger RNA from Danio aesculapii, 1108 nucleotides. RefSeq names its product adrenoceptor alpha 1Bb (gene adra1bb). Gene Ontology annotation, molecular function: alpha1-adrenergic receptor activity. Gene Ontology annotation, cellular component: membrane. The record is from RefSeq and is a predicted model, not a curated record. The annotation marks the transcript as partial. Gene Ontology annotation, biological process: adenylate cyclase-activating adrenergic receptor signaling pathway; phospholipase C-activating G protein-coupled receptor signaling pathway; positive regulation of cytosolic calcium ion concentration. Lineage: Eukaryota; Metazoa; Chordata; Actinopteri; Cypriniformes; Danionidae. The transcript has 3 exons.
AUAAAGAAGAACGCAUUGCUCACUAGUCCCUCAUGCAACACUCAAGUCGAUUAUCAGUAGCCUGACCCAAACAACGUGUCAGAAAUGGAGAAUAUGUUUCGCCAAAAUGAACCCACAAAAUGAAUAUACAGUCACGCGCUCCUGGGGAAGCGCUAUUUUGGACGCGUUUGAUGGUUCGGCGGUGUUCCCAAACUUCUCCUUAAAGUUAAACGGCACAGGACUCGAGCCUCUCCACCUGUCGCGCGCCGUCCCGCUCGGCUUAGCUUUGGGCUUCUUCAUCACCUUCGCCAUUGCUGGAAACAUACUGGUCAUCCUGUCCGUAGUUUGCAACAGACAUCUGCGAUCUCCGACCAACUACUUCAUCGUUAACCUCGCUAUCGCCGACUUGCUUUUGGGCACCACCGUGUUACCAGUCUCGGCCACUUUGGAAGUAGUGGGCCACUGGGUGUUCGGGAGAAUCUUUUGUGAUGUUUGGGCAGCUGUCGACGUGUUGUGUUGCACCGCGUCCAUCAUGAGCUUGUGCGUAAUCUCCAUUGAUCGUUAUAUUGGAGUGAGCCAUCCUUUGCAGUAUCCUAACAUCGUGACGGGACGCAGAGCUUUGUUGGCCAUGUUGGGAGUUUGGGUCCUGUCUCUGGUCAUCUCUAUAGGACCGCUUUUGGGUUGGAAGGAGCCUCCGUCACCGGACGACACGGUGUGCGCAAUCAACGAGGAGCCCUUUUACGCGCUCUUCUCAUCCCUCGGCUCCUUCUAUAUCCCGCUAAUAGUUAUUCUAGUGAUGUACUGUCGUGUUUAUGUCGUGGCUAAAAGGACCACUAAGAAUCUGGAAGCAGGAGUGAAAACGGAGUCCAUGAAUUCCGGUGAAAUAACUCUGCGGAUCCACAGGGGCUCGCAGGUGCACGAGGACGCGGGCAAAAGUCGCGCGCAUCAGGCGAGGAAUUCUCUGACGGUCAAACUGCUCAAGUUUUCCAGGGAAAAGAAAGCAGCGAAGACAUUAGGGGUCGUGGUUGGCAUGUUUACGCUGUGCUGGCUGCCAUUCUUCCUUACUUUGCCAAUUGUGUGUGGGAAGUUAAAAAGUCAUCAGUUAUUGGCUGCUGGCUAGACUGAGUUA